Molecule: messenger RNA, 4173 nt
Organism: Mustela lutreola (European mink)
Lineage: Eukaryota; Metazoa; Chordata; Mammalia; Carnivora; Mustelidae
Biological process (GO): virion assembly; DNA integration; proteolysis
Molecular function (GO): aspartic-type endopeptidase activity; nucleic acid binding; zinc ion binding
Source: RefSeq, a predicted model, not a curated record
AUGGAGGAACGGGAAAGGAUCCAGGUGGAAGCAAGAAAGUUGGUCCCUGGGGAUGAUGGUCAACCAAUAGCUAAUAUGGACCUCAUUAAUGCAAGUUUCCCUCUGUCCAGGCCUGACUGGGACCACAACGAGGCAGAAGGUAGGGGACGACUACUCAUUUAUCGCCAGACUCUAAUGGCAGGUCUCAGGGCUGCUGCUCUCAAGCCCACCAAUUUGGCUAAGGUAUAUGCAGUAAUGCAAGGUAAGACAGAGAGUCCAGCGGCAUUCCUAGAAAGGUCGAUGGAAGCCUUUAGACAGUAUACCCCCAUGGAUCCCGAGGCCCCUGAGAAUCAGGCAGCAGUAGUUAUGUCCUUUGUCAACCAGGCAACCCCUGACAUUAAAAGGAAGCUCCAGAAAUUAGAGGAUCUGGAAGGAAAACAGGUUCAGGACCUGCUCCGUAUAGCACAACGGGUCUACAAUAGCCGGGAUACCCCAGAGGAUAAACAGCUGAAGGUGACCAAGGAAAUGACCAAGGUCCUGGCCACCUUUGUCCAGAGGGAAUCAGCCCCUUCAAGGGGAGCUCAGAUGGCCCGACAAUCUAGAUGCCCUCUAGAUAAUGAUCAAUGCGCCUAUUGCUGGGAAAAAGGGCAUUGGGCACGUGAUUGCCCUAGGAAAGACCUCCUCGUGAACCAGACCACAGCCAUGGGAGCCAAGACCCACUCCCAUCCUAUCCACACAGGAUUCGGAUUAGGGGGGACCGGAUCCUCCUGGGUCCAGGGAGCCACCAGAACUAGGAGAUACCCCCGGACCACCCAACGGACAGUUAACUUGGGUAGAGGGGAGGUAACACAUUCCUUCUUGGUCAUCCCUGACAGCCCCUGCCCCUUACUAGGAAGAGACUUACUCACUAAAAUGGGAGCACACAUUUACUUCCAACCCGAGUCGCUCAGCUGUCCCAUGGUGACCGACUCACGGAACCUGUCAUUAAUAAUACUCACAGUGCGUUUGGAAGAUGAGCAUCUGCUCUACCAAACUGCACUCCCUUGAGAGCAGGAUAUCGAGUCCUGGCUACGCUGGUUCCCGGAAGCCUGGGCUGAAACAGGGGGCAUAGGGCUGGCAAAACACCGACCAGACCUCUUUAUAGAGCUCAAACCUGGGGCCGACCCCGUCUGGGUCAAACAAUACCCCCUAUCUGCAGAGGUUAAGUCAGGUAUCACCCCCCACAUCCAUCACCUCCUGGACUCUGGGGUAUUACGCCCCUGCCACUCGGCUUGGUACACUCCCCUGCUGCCGGUGCGUAAACCCAACAGCAGGGAUUACCGGCCAGUGCAAGACUUGAGGGAAGUUAACAAACGGGUUAUGGACAUACAUCCCACUGUCCCCAACCCUUACACGCUCCUCAGUGCCCUGAGGCCAAACAAGAAGUGGUAUACCGUUCUCGACCUGAAGGACGCUUUUUUCAGUAUACCCUUAGCGCCCACAAGCCAGGAACUCUUCUCAUUCGAAUGGACAGACCCUGAGAGAGGCAUAAAUGGGCAGUUGACAUGGACGUGUCUCCCGCAGGGAUUCAAGAACUCGCCCACCCUGUUUGAUGAGGCCCUCCACGAGGAUCUAAGUGAGUACAGAAAUCAGAAUCCCGAUAUAACGCUCUUGCAAUAUGUAGAUGAUCUUUUAAUAGCUGCAGAGACUCAACAAGCCUGCCUCCGAGGAACCGAAAACCUUCUUCGAACCCUUGGUGACUUAGGAUACCGAGCCUCAGCAAAGAAGGCCCAGAUUUGUAAGCCUGAAGUAGUGUACCUAGGGUACUUGCUCAAAGGAGCAAGAUGGCUCACUGAUGCCUGCAAGGACACUGUGCUCUGCAUCCCCCGACCUACCUCACCACGCCAGGUAAGAGAGUUCCUGGGGACAGCAGGAUACUGCCCACUAUGGAUACCGGGCUUCGCCGAGAUGGCCAAGCCUCUGUACGCAGCUUCCAGAAACCAGCAGGAUUUUGAAUGGAUGGAGGAGGCACAAUGAGCCUUCCAGCAGAUAAAAAAGGCCCUCCUCUCUGCCCCAGCUCUGGGUCUACCAGACAUUUCUAAACCGUUCCACCUGUUUGUGGAUAAGCAUAAUGGGGUGGCUAAGGCAGUACUGACUCAAAGUCUAGGCCCCUGGCCUAGGCCCGUAGCAUACCUUUCAAAUAAAUUAGACCCCGUGGCAGCCGGGUGGCCCCCUUGCCUACGGAUGAUAGAAGCCACUUCCCUAACGGUAAAGGACGCCGAUAAGCUGUCCAUGGGUCAGGAAUUACAUGUGACCAUCCCGCAUGCUAUUGAAGGCGUCCUUAAACAACCUCCAGACCGAUGGAUGAGUAAUGCUCUCUUGGUCCAUUACCAAGGACUGCUACUGAACCCCUUAAGAAUAACCUACACUUCCCCUCGGGCCCUAAACCCUGCAUCCCUGUUACCUGACCUGGACUUGGAUGCACUCCUCCAUGACUGCGCCGACAUAUUGGCCCAGACUUAUGGGCUACGAGAUGACCUGCAGGACUACCCCCUUGUGGAUGCCGAAGUUAUCUGGUUCACCGAUGGCAGCAGCUUCGUUCACCAAGGACAAAGGCACAGAGGGGCCGCGGUGACGUCUGAAACAGAGGUUAUUUGGGUAGAGGCAUUACCUCUGGGCACCUCAGCACAAAGAGCUGAGUUAAUCGCCCUGACCCAGGCCCUAAAGUUGGGGCAGGGCCUCCGGAUGACUGUGUACACGGACAGUCGAUAUGCCUUUGCCACAGCCCACAUCCAUGGAGCAAUUUACAGAGAAAGGGGGAAAGACGAGGGGAAAGACAUUAAAAACAGGGACGAAAUUUUGGCCCUACUAACGGCCAUCUGGGCCCCCAAGAAACUGGCCAUAGUACACUGCCCCGGCCACCAGAAACCAAAUGAUCCGGUUUCCCGGGGAAACAACCUUGCUGACCAGACUGCUCGCCAGAUAGCCCAUGGGACCAUUCCAGUGUUGCCUAUACAGCUGCCUGACCCAGGGCCCCGAGAACUGCCACCUCACCCCAAGUACUCUGGAGAGGACAUCGCCUGGAUGAGCAAACUCCCAAUGACUCAGAUCAAGGAUGGUUGGUGGCAGGAUGCCAGGGAUAACAUUAUCCUCCCCGAGGCCUUGGGGCAGACAGUCUUGGAGCGAAUUCAUCGCAUGACCCACUUGGGUUCUAAAAGACUUCAGGCUCCUAUAAGGCAAUCCAAGCUACUCAUCAAAGAUAUCACCAGGAAGACAGAAGAUUACCUCAAGCUAGAAAGGGGGACCCUGCCGGGAGCCUACUGGGAAAUAGACUUUACAGAGGUAAAGCCUGGAAAAUAUGGCUAUAAGUACUUACUGGUGUUCAUAGAUACCUUUUCAGGUUGGACUGAGGCUUUCCCAACCAAGCACGAAACAGCACAGGUUGUAACAAAGAAACUAGUCAAGAACAUCCUGCCCAGGUAUGGCUUUCCUGUUGUAAUAAGAUCAGAAAAUGGGCCAGCCUUCGUUUCUAAGGUAAGUCAGGGACUGGCUUCCAUACUUGGGGUUAAUUGGAAAUUGCAUUGUGCAUAUAGACCUCAGAGCUCAAGACAGGUAGAGAGAAUGAAUAGAAUUAAACCGCUAAAUGUUAAAUUGACCAUGGAGACUGGUGCUAACUGGGUGGCUCUACUCCCCUACGCUCUGUAUCGCGCUCUGUAUUGGGUACGCAACACCCCAUACAAGCUGGGGCUCACGCCCUAUGAGAUCAUGUAUGGCAGGCCUCCUCCUGUCAUUCCCAAACUCAAAACCUAUCUCACAGAGUCGGACCUGGAUAACUCCCUCUUGUUUUCCCUCCAAGGCCUGCAGCAGGUCCACAAAAGGAUUUGGUCUAAACUGAAGGACUUGUAUAAGACAGAGCCACCGCCUGCACCCCACCAACUUUGCCCGGGGGACUGGGUCCUCGUCAAGCGACAUCAGCCUGAGAAUCUCGAGCCCAGGUGGCAAGGACCUUACCAGAUCAUCCUGGCCACCUCCACAGCCGUCAAAGUAGACAACAUCGCCACCUGGGUCCACCACGCUCACAUCAAACCAGUCGACCCCCUGUCAGAUCUCAUUGGGGAGCCUGACCAGGACAUCAGUUGGACAGUGGACCGCAGUAAGGACAAUCCUCUAAAACUAACCCUGCGCAGAAAACCUGACCCCCUGCUUCCCCAAUAA